GGUGGGUUAAAUCCCCGCCCGCUUCAUUCCUGCGUUGUUUGGGGACAGUAGGAAGAUGGCGGCGGCCCCGCUGUACUGUGUCUGCCGGCAGCCCUACGAUGUGAGCCGGUUUAUGAUCGAGUGCGACAUCUGUAAAGACUGGUUUCACGGCAGCUGUGUACAGGUAGAAGAGCACCAUGCUGUGGAUAUUGAUGUUUACCACUGUCCCAACUGUGAUGUCGUACAUGGACCCUCCCUGAUGAAAAAGCGCAACAACUGGCACAGGCAUGACUACACAGAGCCAGACGAUGGGUCGAAGCCGGUGCAGGCUGGCACCUCAGUGUUUAUUAAGGAGCUCCAGAACAGGACUUUCCCCAGUGCCGAGGAGAUUCUGAUACGGAUGAAGGGCGAGCAGGUGACUACCAGGUACUUGGAGAGGCAUGGCUUCAACUACCCCAUAGCUAUCACCGAGAUGGAGGGCCUGGGCCUGAAACUACCCCCCUCUACCUUCUCCGUCAAAGAUGUGGAGCAGUAUGUGGGUGGUGACAAAGUGAUCGACGUGAUAGAUGUGGCACGGCAGGCAGACAGCAAGAUGAAGCUCAGCGAGUUUAUCAAGUAUUUCACCAAACCCCAUCGACCCAAAGUCCUCAACCUCAUCAGCCUGGAGUUCUCUGACACAAAGAUGGCAAAGCUGGUGGAGGUUCCUGAUGUGGCUCAGAAGUUGUCCUGGGUUGAGAACUACUGGCCAGAUGACUCCUUCUUCCCUAAGCCAUUUGUCCAGAAGUACUGCCUAAUGGGGGUCAAAGACAGCUACACAGAUUUCCACAUAGACUUUGGAGGAACCUCUGUCUGGUAUCAUGUUCUUUGGGGUGAGAAAGUCUUCUACUUGAUCAAGCCUAACCCCACCAACCUUGCACUAUAUGAGGCAUGGAGCUCCUCGCCCAAUCAGAGUGAAGUGUUCUUUGGGGACAAAGUGGACAAGUGUUACAAGUGUGUUGUACCCCAAGGAACCACGCUGCUCAUCCCUACAGGCUGGAUCCAUGCUGUUCUCACCUCUCAGGAUUGCAUGGCAUUUGGAGGGAACUUCCUUCACAACCUCAAUAUUGGCAUGCAGCUCAGGUGUUAUGAGAUGGAGCGUCGUCUGAAAACCCCAGACCUCUUUAAGUUUCCCUAUUUUGAGGCCAUCUGUUGGUAUGUGGCAAAGAACCUCCUGGAAAUGCUAAAAGAGCUACGAGAGGACAACUGUCCCCCACCAACCCACCUAGUGGAUGGAGUCAAGGCUUUAAUCAGUGCACUGAAGACUUGGUUGAAAAGAGAGGUGAAUGAACCCACCAGCGAGGUACCAGAUAAUAUCAGGCCGAACCAUCUCAUUAAAGAGCUGACCAAGGAAAUCCGCUACCUAGAGGAGGAACCGGUGGGUGGUAGCAGGCCAGUGAAAUCUCAGGGAUGUGGAGCACCUUCGGGAUCGAACGGCUGCCUGUCCACUCGAUCCACGCUGGAGAGGCUGUGCCAGGCGCGGCGAGCCCGAAGGGCAGCGAGGCGGCUGAGGGAGCAGCAGCAGCAGCAGCAGCAACAGCAGCAUGCCCCCAAGAUACCCUCUAACCUGGACAUCUUAGAGCAGCAUACCAGGGAGGUGCUGAAGAGGCUGGAGGUGGGGCCGCUAGAGGAGGAUCCUGCGUUUGGUGCCAAGGUUCAUGCGAAGUUCAACAAAGUGUCAACUGCAUCGGCAGCGGCUGCUGCAGAGUCUUUAGAGGACAACCACAUACGGCUGAUGCUGGUCAACGGAAGAAUCAUCAGAGAUUUGAGACGGCCGGGAAGCAGCAGCCCGGUAAAGUCGGAAGGUGAGGGGCCAUCUGUCGGCCCACCAAAGAGUUGUGUGGACGUGAAGUUGGAGAGGACACAUGACAGUCAGGAGCACAGCACAGCUGAGAAAUCUGAAUUCCUCAGAGGUCUGGAGAGGAUGAAGACUGAACUCAGGGAAGAAGUCUCAGGACACUCCAGUGUGUCAGACGUUGAGUCAGACAGCGACUUUCCCACAGAGCGAAAAGCAUCAUCGUCGUCAUCCUCUUCUGAUGAGGAUUCAGAGAGCUCCCAGGAGGAAGAGGAAGAGGAGGAGGAGGAGCAGACAGGCUCAGGGCACAUAAAGCUGGACCAGUCUGGCCAAAAACUCAGGCACAAACACAAACCACUCAAACGAGAACGUCCUACCUCACCCAGCACAGCAGAGGCCAUUCAGGGGAUGCUGUCUAUGGCUGGUCUGUUAUGCUCCUCCAAGUCGGAGAAGGCAGGCUCGCUCCAGGAGUCCUGGUGGCCCAGCCCACGGGAACAGGUGCAGCACCAGCGCCGACUGCAGGGGGACAAGAGCCCGAUAGACAGCCAGGGCAACAGCAGCAGCGAGGCCUGGGACAAUCAAGGGCUCCCCAGCCCAGAGAUGGACUACCAAUACUGUGACCCCUCAAUGUCUCCACCUCUACACCCCUCCAAGAGGCACGCCCCAAACCCUCCACCAGUCAGCAAUCAGGCCACAAAAGGCAAACGGCCCAAAAAAGGAAUGGCCACAGCCAAGCAGAGACUGGGGAAGAUCCUAAAGCUCAACAGACACAACCGCGUCUUCGUGUAAGUCUCCCAGAUAUCGAAGGGCGAGGAGCCGGGGUGAAGAAGAAGAAACUUUUUUGUGUAUUUUUUACCAGACACUUAUUAUUAUAUGUGGGGAGGGCGGGGGGGGAAACAAAAAUAAAUGAACACACACUCUGCCUGGAGAUGAAACGAAUCUUGACGCGUAAAACACGCUCACUGUGCAUGCUUAGGAGACAGGGUAUCGGAUUUGAAAUAAGCAAGUGCACGACUUCACUACAAGCACACUAAGAACAAAAGAUGAAAGGAGCAUGUUGCUGCAGGGAACAGUGGACUCAAAGCUCCUGCGGGCAUUUAGAUGGGCAAAAAAGGAGACGUCGGUGGGUGGGGUCCUACCAAACAGACGAGGGGGAGGCGGUGGGACAUCCACUGCUUCUGAUGCCAAGAUCGCCUGCAUCACAUUUGCUAGUAUUUCCUCCCUCUGAUGAUCACCCCUCCACUCCCCCCUCCCCCUUUUUCUUUGUGUUUUUUUUUUUUUUUUUUUUUUUGGUGACAAACUGAACAGGACAAAGGGUCUAUUUCCCGUGGCCCUGGACGGGUGGAGGAGGAACGCGGUGCUAAAAGAGGAGGCGGUGAAACUUAAAUUUCAAAAUGGUGCUUAUUGUUUGUACGUCUCUCCACUCUCAUGCUUGUGCCCCCCCCCUCCCCUUUAUCUCAAUCACACCAGCAAUAAUGACUUUUUGAAGAGAGAGGAAAGGGCGAGAGGCAGCACUUCAGUGCAUUUCUUCUGCUUGCAAAAUCAUUUUGAUAGGUGCAAAACCUGCUCUGACCUGCACUAUAGUAUUGGAUAUAUAUAGUGUAGAUAUAAAGUGUUGCUCAAAGUGCUGCCUCUCUGUGAAUUUGUUUUCCAUAGGAAUUUACGAGUCGUCACCUCUGAUACGACUCCUGCUUAAUUUAUUUCUCGUUUUAUCUGAUUUUUUUUUUUUUAUUGUUAUUUUUAUGGAUUCUGAAUGAUGUAUUUAUUAAUUGAAAAGAGGUAAUGAUUUUAUUAUAUUUCGACCCUAAAAACCUCAGCGAUUCUGAGGGCUUUUUUUUUUUUAUUCAUAGGGAGAGAUUUCUCUUUUUUACCUUUUAACAUAUACUUUUUGUAAAUGUGGAUGUUUUUAGAGUUCAUGUGAUCAUCUGUUGAGUAGCUACACAUCUUUUAUUACCUUCUGCUGUCACAAAUCUUUUCCCUUCCCAGCUGAGUAGAGCCUGUGUCGAUUCUCGUCCUUUGUUCCUGUAGCCAGAGGUUUUUUUGGGCUAUGUGCAGAUAGUCUAGGUUAAGAAACUUCCAUAUCUACUCCUGAGCUUUCUCUACUAGUGCCACAUCAUUUAGCAAAAAAAAAA
This is a messenger RNA of Archocentrus centrarchus (flier cichlid), 3942 nucleotides long. RefSeq names its product lysine (K)-specific demethylase 7Aa (gene kdm7aa). The record is from RefSeq and is a predicted model, not a curated record. The coding region runs from base 56 to 2599 and encodes 847 amino acids. The transcript is spliced from 18 exons. Lineage: Eukaryota; Metazoa; Chordata; Actinopteri; Cichliformes; Cichlidae.